AUGGCUCCGUAUGAAGCCUUGUAUGGGCGGAAGUGCCAAUCUCCACUUUGUUGGUAUGAAACCGGUGAAGCAAGUGUUUUGGAUCCUGAUUUGGUAGCAGAGACUACUGAGAACAUUAAGAAGAUUUGUGCAAGGAUUUUGACUGCGCAGAGCCGACAGAAAAGCUAUGCAGAUCAGAGAAUGAAACCAUUAGAAUUUGAAGUGGGAGAACACGUAUUUUUGAGGGUUACACCGACAACCGGGAUUGGAAGAGCGAUUAAAACUAAGAAGUUGAAUCCGAGGUUCAUUGAACCGUUUGAGAUUCUGAGGCGAUUCGGGCUGGUGGCGUAUCAAGUAGCUUUGCCACCGCACUUGUCUAAUUUGCAUGACGUAUUCCACGUAUCACAACUCCUUAAGUAUACGUCGAAUGGGGCUCAUGUGUUAGAGCCUGAGUCGGUCGAGUUGAGGGAGAACUUGACAUUUCAAGUAACACCGGUGCGUAUCGACGACACUAGUGUGAAGAAGCUGCGAGGAAAAGAAGUUUCAUUGGUUAAGGUUGCUUGGAAGAGAGCAGGAGUCGAAGAGCAUACAUGGGAAUUGGAGUCCGAGAUGCGAAAGGAUUAUCCCGAGCUAUUCUCAGAUGCAGGUCGCAACCCACCUCGGUGA
Molecule: messenger RNA, 645 nt
Organism: Arachis ipaensis
Lineage: Eukaryota; Viridiplantae; Streptophyta; Magnoliopsida; Fabales; Fabaceae
Source: RefSeq, a predicted model, not a curated record